This is a messenger RNA of Pogoniulus pusillus (Red-fronted tinkerbird), 3599 nucleotides long. It is a transcript of the gene ESCO1, whose product is annotated as establishment of sister chromatid cohesion N-acetyltransferase 1. NCBI's taxonomy places the organism in Eukaryota, Metazoa, Chordata, Aves, Piciformes, Lybiidae. The transcript is spliced from 12 exons. Gene Ontology annotation, cellular component: chromatin; nucleus. The record is from RefSeq and is a predicted model, not a curated record. Gene Ontology annotation, molecular function: protein-lysine-acetyltransferase activity. Gene Ontology annotation, biological process: mitotic sister chromatid cohesion. The coding region runs from base 322 to 2877 and encodes 851 amino acids.
UGGGGCUCGGUUCGCUGCCGCUCCGCAGAGGGGGCCUGGGCGCAGCAGCCCGCGGCGCGCCCCCGCUCACCGCGCCGUGCCCCGGCCCGCCCUGCUCCGCGGCGUGGCUCCACUCCGCCCCCUCCGCCUCUUCUCUCCUCCCCCUCCCUGCAGCUGGCGAGCCGGCCCGGGAGCGCGGCCGGGGCUGCCGGCACGUCGCUGACACUCACGCCGAGGUGGCAUGAAACGUCCUGCUUGUAAACGUAUACAUAAGGAAUGCUCUGGGUACACCUUGAUAAGUUACUUUGGCCUCAACAUCCAUUGCCUCUUGUAAAAACCUAAAUGGCAGCUCAGAAAAGGAAGUCUGUGUUAGUAGAGCCUUCUGCUAAACGUCCCAAGCUGGACAAGAACUGCAAACAGUCAUCGGUGAAGAAGGAGAGAGAGGUGUCAGACACAAAACAUGUCUCAAGUAAAUCAAAGCCUAAUCAGUGUGCAGUGCAGGAGAAAACUGUACUCAAAACCUCUGUCAAAUCAAACAGUGACAGCAGCAGCAAAGCUGAGCUGGGACCGCGCAUGACCACGAGGUCAGCAGCGUUCAACCUGAAUAACAAACCGAUCCUCGACAGAAAGGUCCAGCAGCAGCCCAAAUCCACAAAAGCUAAGGAGGUGUGCCAGAAACCACCUGUGCAAGGAGCUCCUCAGUCACAAUGCACAAUUGUGCCAAAGGAGCCGGUAACGAGGAGAUCGCAGCGGCUGCAGCAGGUAACAGGUACUGGUGUCCAGGCACCAGCCAGAUCCCUGCGCAGCAGAGAGCUCACAGAGGAAAAGGCUUUGGAAGUUAAACAAAGUAGCACUGCAAAAAGACACUCUCACAGUGUGGCAGCAAAAGUGGUUAAAUCUGCUGGAGAGAAAACAGAACAGAAGAACACAAGAACAAAGCCAAACAGUACAAACGAGGACAAAGAAACACCUGCAGAGGUGCCCAGCUCUCUGAAAGAGAAAAGAUGUAAAGCAGAGAGUAAAAGUCAUAAUUCCAAUGGCUUUCAGCACAGCCCUCAAGGGUCAUCGUGUCCUGAUGGCAGUCUUGAGGAAGUUAAAAAGGACCAAAUGGACCCUGCAUCUCCUAUUCCUAGCAAUGCAAAGAGAGUGGAAAUAGAUCCUCUUAAGCCAAAUUCCAAGACAGUAACUAAGGAAAAGCAACAAACGCAUCAGAACGUCAAAGCCAGCACAAAGCCAAAAAAGACUGCACCGCCGUCUGCGGGUGACACGGACGUGGCUGCUCAGGCAGAGGGCCAUGGGAGAGCCAAAAGGGUGAGCAUCCUGGAGCUGUGUGAGGAAAUCGCAGGCGAGAUCGAGUCGGAUACAGUGGAGGUGAAAAAGGAUUCUCCUGCUGCUGAGCACAGUAAAGCAGAAGAGAAGCCUGCUGAGAGCCAGCCUCAGCAGAGUGAAAUGCUCCCUCCAAAGGAACCUGCUCAAAGCACUCAAUGCAAGCGCUUUUUCCCUAGCAAAAAAGGGAUGCCUGUCAAAUGCACUCUGAACGGUAGGAGUAACAUCUCAAACAAGAACUCCAAGUGGACCAAAAUUAAGUUACUGAAAGCUAGCAACAUGAAGCAGAGUAGCUUAAAUUCUGCAAAUGCCCCCAAGCUCUUCCUGUUAAAAGAUGACCCUGAGGUUUCAGAGGCAAGUCCAGCAGGCACAGAAGCAGAGCUGUCGAAGGCACAUGGCAAGCUGUCAGCAACAGGACUCUCUGAGGAUGAAAGUGUAGUGUGUGUGCAGGAUCCUUCGUCUGACAGAGCUGGACCUCAAAAAGUGACAUUAGAACUGAAACAGCCCUCCAAGAGAGGUGCAGAAAAUGGUUUGUUGCCUCAUUUGACAAAACGUGUCUGUGAGCCAAGAGCAGAUGAGAACUUUCGGUUACAUUUGGAAUCAAGUCCAGAAAGUUCUCCAGUGAAGUAUGUCACAGCUCCUAAACCACCAAAACAAGUCAAAAAAGAACCUGGAGAAAGUGAACCUCAAGGUUUGGCUCCCAAGCAGCUGAUGCAAACUUCAUGUACAGAUCAAACUUCUGAAAGUGAGAACAGGGUUCCACUGUCAAAUCCUUCCUUGGCAUCCAAAUGCAGUAACAGCCUACCAUCUGAGGAACAUAUUCAGAAGCUAAAAGAAGCAGGAAAAGAUGGUGAUAAGCAGCUGAUCAUAGAUGCAGGACAGAAGAGGUUUGGUGCUGUUUCCUGUAACAUUUGUGGGAUGCUUUACACGGCGUCAAACCCAGAGGACGAAACUCAGCAUUUGCUGUUUCAUAACCAGUUCAUAAGUGCUGUCAGAUACGUGGGUUGGAAAAAGGAGAGGAUUUUGGCGGAGUAUCCCGAUGGAAAGAUAAUCAUGGUCCUGCCUGAUGACCCCAAGUAUGCACUUAAAAAGGUGGAAGAAAUCAGAGAAAUGGUGGACAAUGACUUGGGGUUCCAGCAGGCUCCACUCAUGUGUUACUCCAGAACCAAAACUCUCCUCUUUAUUUCUAAUGACAAAAAGGUUAUCGGCUGCUUGAUUGCAGAGCACAUCCAGUGGGGCUACAGAGUUAUAGAAGAGAAGGUUCCAGAAGUCAGCUCAGAGAAUGAGAAGGUGAUAUUUGAGAGGCAGAAGGCAUGGUGCUGCUCCACCUCCCCAGAGCCUGCCAUCUGUGGCAUCAGCCGCAUCUGGGUCUUCAGCAUGAUGCGGCGCAGGAAGGUUGCCUCCCGCAUGAUCGAGUGUCUCAGGAGCAACUUCAUCUAUGGCUCGUACCUGAGCAAGGAGGAGAUUGCCUUCUCCGACCCCACUCCCGACGGGAAGCUCUUCGCCACCCAGUACUGCGGCACCAGCCAGUUCCUGGUCUACAACUUCCUCAACGGCCAGCACCAGGCUUAGCUGCUCCCCGGGGGGAGCUCUGCCGCAGGCGCCGGGGUGCAGCCCUGCCGCAGGAGCCAGGGCGGCUUCAGCAGCGCGAACUCAGGACUGGCAACCCACAGGUUGUGCUAUUUUGUUAGAACUGUAACCAAUGCAGCCGAGGCUGACUCCUGGUUUUUUAAAGAAAGCUAUUUUGUUAACUUUUGCAGAAGUUUGAUUGUAUUUUAUCUAGUUAGUCAUGUUUACAUGCAGCAGGAAACUGUUCCUAGUGGACUGUAAGCUAAUGCAAAGACUCUGCUCUCCCUGACCAGUCCAGGCUGAAGUUCCUAACAUGGUGAUGUGCUCCUGGCACUGACCUGGCAUCUUGCCCCUGGUGCCAGCGGCAGGGCGAAGCUGGGCAGGGCUGCUGAGGCUGUGCUCAGCUGCAUCCAGGCAAGAAGCUGAGGGUGCAGCUGUUGGGGCUGGCCCCCCUCACAGCCCUGCACUGGCUGCUGGGCUGCAUUCUGUGCACCAUGGGACACUUGUGCCACCCCCUGUCCCCUUCCCAGCAGAAUAUGGGAUGCAGACCCCAAGGCCUGUGCUGAGUGUGCACCUUUGUUAGGGGACUUCACUUUGGUACUUGUCACUCCUUUCAAAAUCUCUUUUAAAGGGUUUGUAUGUUGAAAAAACUGCUGUGGCCUUUCUUGACCUGUACAUACUGUAGAUAGUUUAAAAUAAAAUACUUGAUAGCUUUUCUAAAGUUA